Messenger RNA from Prorocentrum cordatum, 369 nucleotides. Lineage: Eukaryota; Dinophyceae; Prorocentrales; Prorocentraceae. The record is from the annotation of a GenBank genome assembly.
GACGGCUCGCCAGAGGUCAUACGAGAUUGCGCCGUGCACGACUGGCUGAUGCGAUGUUUCAACUCGGAGACGGUGGGCAGCAGGACUCCUGUCGCUAGCAUGAGCGACGAGUCCGGUGCGCUGGACACCGCGAUCGAGUCUUUCGCUGACGCGCAGGAGCCAGAGGGAGUCCUUGUGCCUCGCAGGAACGAGAUCCUCUGCCUGGAGAACAAGCAGAGCCGCAUCAUCGUGCAGUGGCUCAACGACGAGUCCCUGGGGCGCGAGGAGCGCAUCGGCGUGCGGGAGGCCCGCAUCCGGGCGGACUCGGACUGGGACGUGCAGCGCAGGCGAGUGGCCCAGACGCGCUGGUCGUCGCUGAGCACCCACGAG